Messenger RNA from Ustilago hordei, 1962 nucleotides. RefSeq lists its product as uncharacterized. The transcript has a single exon. The record is from RefSeq and is a predicted model, not a curated record. The coding region runs from base 1 to 1962 and encodes 653 amino acids. Gene Ontology annotation, biological process: cellular response to biotic stimulus. NCBI's taxonomy places the organism in Eukaryota, Fungi, Basidiomycota, Ustilaginomycetes, Ustilaginales, Ustilaginaceae.
AUGACGGACCAGGCUCAAGAAGCUUACGAGCGUCUCACUAAGAACCUUUCCUUUGACUCGCACGGUGUCACCGAGCCCGUCGACCUCCCUCACAAUGUGCCAGCUUCCAACUCGGCAUCGAACGUAGUUGACUCGGCUCCUGCUGGUGCUACUCCCCUCGCUGCCACUGAUGCCUCCUCUGCUGCAUCUGGUGCUCCUGCUCCUGCUUCGGCUCCUGUGACCAAUGGUUCCAGCUCUCUCAAGCUCAACGGCGCCAAGGCUGCUCCCGUCAACGGACAUGUCAGCGUCAACGGCGCCAAGGCUGCUCCCGUCAACGGACAUGUCAGCGUCAACGGCGCCAAGGCUGCUCCCGUCAACGGACAUGUCAGCGUCAACGGCGCCAAGGCUGCUCCCGUCAACGGACAUGUCAGCGUCAACGGCGCCAAGGCUGCUCCCGUCAACGGACAUGUCAGCGUCAACGGCGCCAAGGCUGCUCCCGUCAACGGACAUGUCAGCGUCAAGUACGCUCCCGGAGGCAAGGUCAAGCUCACCAAUUACCCUUCUAUCGCCAACGCUCCUCUUCCCGCUGAGGGCAACGGUUCCUUCAGCAAUUUCCACCUUGCUGGUCUCAUCCUCGUCACCCCCGCUGUCGUGCUCCGUAUCAUUCCCAUCGUCAACCCCAAAUGGUUUGGAUGGUUCAGCUACUUGAUCCUCUGCGCCAUCUUCGGCGUUCCCGUCACCAUCAGCUACUGGACUGUCAUGUCCACCUACGGCCCUCGCAAGAAUGAGAAGGUCACUCUUCCUGGCAAGCCUCUUGAAUUCUACAUGGAUAUCAAGGACCCCGAGCUCCGCAAGAAGUACCACGGCGACAAGAAGAUUCCUUACCAGGUCUUCCACGAUGCUUACUUUGCCGCCAAGAUUGAGCCCAAGAUGCCCCUCAACGGGCUCCUCGAAUACCGAUGGGACUGGUGCUCCAUGCAGUUCACUCGGAAACUCUUCGAGUACGUUUUCUUCAAUCUUGUCCCCGAUGUUCUCAUGCACACUGCCAAGCAGGACCAGACCCAGAUUCAGGACAACUACGACCGAGGUGACGACUUCUACGCUUGGUUCCUUGGUCCCCAGAUGAUCUACACCUCCGGUAUCAUUUCCGACCCUAACAAUGCCGAGACUCUCGAGGAGCUCCAGGACAACAAGCUCAACCUUGUCUGCUCCAAGCUCGACUUGCAGAAGGAGGACCGUGUGCUCGACAUCGGCUGUGGUUGGGGUACGUUUGCUACUUUUGCCGCUGUCAACUACGGAUGCGACGUAACCGGCGUCACUCUCGCCGAGACUCAGACUCACUUCGGUAACGAUCGUCUCAAGAAGAACGGCAUCGACUCCAACCAGGCCCGUAUCCUCAACCUCGACUACCGUGACAUUCCCGUGCAGCCCGGACACUACAACAAGAUUAUUUCGCUCGAGAUGGCUGAGCACGUCGGUAUCCGUCACUACGACAAGUUCCUCUCGGAUGUCUACAACUUGCUCGAUGACGAUGGUGUCUUUGUCUUCCAGGUUGCUGGUUUGCGUCCUACUUGGCAGUUCCAUGACCUCAACUGGGGUCUCUUCAUGAACAAAUACGUCUUCCCCGGCGCUGACGCUUCCCUUUCGCUCGGAUGGGUCGUCACUCACCUCGAGAAGGCCGGCUUCGAGAUCCGAUCCGUUGAUGUCGCUGGUGUUCACUACUCGGCCACCAUCUUGCGAUGGGCUCAGAACUGGGAAUCCAACAAGGAGAAGGUCGUCGCCAAGUACGGUGACCACAUGUAUCGUAUGUGGAGCUUCUUCCUCUGGUCCAGUGUUAUCGUUGCUCGUGAGGGUGGCAGCUCUGUCUUCCAGUUCACUCUGCACAAGAACCUCAACGCCUACCACCGCAUCAACGGUGUCAAGUCGCACGGUGGCUUGCUUCCUCGUCCUCCUAUCUCCAAAUUCAAAUCGGUCUACAACUAG